This is a messenger RNA of Candoia aspera, 694 nucleotides long. RefSeq names its product Fas cell surface death receptor (gene FAS). Gene Ontology annotation, biological process: extrinsic apoptotic signaling pathway in absence of ligand; motor neuron apoptotic process; regulation of stress-activated MAPK cascade. Gene Ontology annotation, cellular component: CD95 death-inducing signaling complex; external side of plasma membrane; membrane raft. The transcript is spliced from 6 exons. Gene Ontology annotation, molecular function: tumor necrosis factor receptor activity; protein binding. Bases 1 to 621 code for a protein of 206 amino acids. The record is from RefSeq and is a predicted model, not a curated record. NCBI's taxonomy places the organism in Eukaryota, Metazoa, Chordata, Lepidosauria, Squamata, Candoiidae.
AUGCCCCUGAAGCCAUCACUUGCAGAUAGACAAAACGCUACACUGGGCUAUCCCCCAUUUUAUUUCUUAAGAAGGCCUCUUAAGAAGGCCUGUAAGCUCUGGCAGAACCAGCCCGAAGGCAACAUGUUCCAGCUGCUCCUUCUCUCAAUCACCUGCCCUAUUCUUGAUUUAACAGCUGCCAGAUUCUUACAGAAUAGUGGUUCUGUACUUAUGGCACAGCAAAUGCACACUAAGCCGAAGUGUCCCAUUGGGCAAUAUGAAUCCAAAGGUAUCUGUUGUGACCUUUGUGAGCCUGGUUCUGUUGCCAAAUCUCUAGGCUGCACAGAGAAUCGUAAAACCAACUGCAUACAGUGCGUAGAGGGUAAAGAAUAUAUGGAUAAAUAUAAUUUUAACCCUGCUUGUCUACGAUGUAAUCUCUGUGAUGCAGAACACGGGUUGGAAACUGAAAAAAAUUGUACCAUCUACCAGAAUGUAAUCUGUAGGUGUAAGCCACGUUUCUUUUGUGAUUUGACUACAGCUUGCCGCCACUGUGAUCCGUGUGAUGAAUGUGAAAAUGGCAUAAUUGUAGAAAAGUGCACCCAAACCCAAAACACGGUAUGCGGAAACAAAGGUAACUAUUGACAUGUUUGAUUAAAGCUCCAGAAAGGAAGGGGUACAAGGGGUGUCUGCAGGGGUGUCCAAAAAGUCAAGAUGG